AUGGGUGGAGAUUUCAACAUUGACAUGUUGGAUGUUAGUGAAAGAAAAACGGUUCUCUUUAGUGAGUCUAUUGAUUCAUUUAAUCUGAAACAAUUAAUAAAUAAACCUACUCGCGACACAAGAACAACAUCUACUUUACUGGACUUGAUUUUGGUUACAGAUAAUACUCCAACAUUAGAGGCAGAUACUAUAGUUAUUCCAGAAGAACAGUCUGAUCAUUUUAUUGUUUACUGUUCUCUUAAGGAAUUUGUAAAUAAAUCUGAAAUUCAAAUGAUAUACAGAAGAAAUUUAAAAGAUAUUGACCUUGAAUAUUUUCAAAAUUUGUUACUUUACUCACCAUUUUUUCAUAUUUUAAAUAUUCCUGAUGUUACUGAAAAGGUAUUGUUUUUUAACAGUAUUUUAACAGAUCUUUUUGAUUUUGUAGCUCCUUCUAAAUUAAUUAAAAUACAGAAAAAUCGGCCACCUUGGCUCACAGACAAUAUUCAGUUAAUUAUUACACUUAGAAAUAAAGCAUUUACACGUUGUAAAAGGACUAAAAAUUUAGCUCAUUGGAAUUAUUAUAAAACUUUAAGGAACCAAGCCAAUAUUAUGUUACGCAAUGAGAAGAAAUCUUAUUUAGAAGUAAAUUUUUUGGGGGGUAAUUUAAGUAAAAUAAUGUGGAAGAAAUUUAAUCAGUUAAAUAUUAACAGUACAAAGAAAAACAAUAUCCUACCAGAAUUUUUGAAUAGGCCCAAUGAAAUAAAUUCUCAUUUCUUGUCUAAUGCUCUAACACAUAUGCCACUUGAUCCAAAUCUUUUAUACUUUUAUAAUAAUAAUGUUAGAAAAAAUUUUUCACAUUUGUUUAAGUUUGAGACUGUUGGGGAAAUAUUCGUCUAUCAAUUACUAUUAGAAAUAAAAUCCAAAUCUACAGGUUCUGACUUACUCACUAUUGAUAUGAUACUUAUGUGUUGCCCAUUCAUUGUUCGUUAUGUAACUGAUAUAAUUAAUACUUGUUUGGCAAAUAAUGUUUUUCCCGAUGCUUGGAAAAUUGCUAGAGUUCUACCAAUUCCUAAAAUAAAGGAAGUAAAAGAGCUUGGUGAAUUAAGACCUAUUAGUCUGUUACCUGUACUAUCAAAAGUUUUAGAAAAAAUUAUGUACCUCCAAAUCAAAAGUCACUUAGAUAAGACUCAGUUACUCAGAUGUUACAAAGCUAAGUAA
This is a messenger RNA of Diabrotica virgifera virgifera (western corn rootworm), 1197 nucleotides long. RefSeq lists its product as uncharacterized. The coding region runs from base 1 to 1197 and encodes 398 amino acids. The transcript is spliced from 2 exons. The record is from RefSeq and is a predicted model, not a curated record. Lineage: Eukaryota; Metazoa; Arthropoda; Insecta; Coleoptera; Chrysomelidae.